UGAAUGUUAAUUGUCAUCUGUCAUUUGUAGUUCUAAAAAAAGUACAAAUGUAUAAAUUAUUUUGAGGCGUAAAUAAUUAUAGGCUCCGUUCCUUCGUUACAUACAAUUUAGAUAUAAAUAAAUGCCAAUAUCAUUAUCUUCAUGAAUUGCAUGUAAUGUGUUGAAUUGAAAUAGUACAAAUGAAAUGCAAUAUUCGUGAACUUGCCCAGCUGAGUGAUCAGCCCUGUAUAAUCGAAGGAAGACUAAAUUAUAAAAAAAUAUCAAAUGGUAGUUACCGCAAUCAAACAGUUUUCAAGGAGAGAUGGUUUCGUUUGAUAAAAAAUUAUUUAUUUUAUUUUAAAAUAAGUGAAAUGGGAAAAUUUGAUACAAAAAAUCCUGCUGGCAUGUUUGUUAUGGAAAAUUCAUCAAUACAGAUGGAGCAUGGGCUGAAUAUACCAUUUUCGUUUUCCAUAUCAUUUAUAGAUGAACCUGAAAAACGACAUAUAUUUGCAGCUCGCGCUGAAGACAAUGUCGUUCAGUGGGUGAUGAAGUUACGAGAGUGUUCAUAUGAAUAUUUACGCAGUCGCCUGCAUACACUCCAGUCGAAGAUAUAUUCCAUUACUGGCAAGGAUCCUCUUCUAUUGGUGCCGCGAAACGAAGGUGCUUGUUUAUGGGCGCCAGCAGUGCCUUACUCAACGACCCCCGCCUGCACAGUGAACACUAGCUCGUUUAGUUGCCACCUCCACACUAAUGGCGCGUUCACACUCGAAAGGAGUAAAUCGGAUGUGCAGGCGCAUAAGCAUUUUCAAACGGAAUUUAAGAAAAAGACUACAUUUUAUACGGAAUCCCAUCAGACGCACAACGAAGAGAAACAGAGUUCAUCACAAGUGUUCUAUAUAGAAAGAAGUAAAACGUCAGCGCUCCUUCCGGGAAGUACAAACGUUCUGAAUACGUCAAUAUUUGACAACCGGCCGAUGUAUUCCCGAACGGCUCCCAGUCCUCCCGUACGGACUAAGUUAUCACCGAGCACCAGGCGGGCUGAAAUCAACCACGAUGUCAAAACAUUAACCGAGCAAGGGAAACAUCUAGGGACGACGGGCAUAUUAGACGACACUCCUGUACCACCCAGAAGAAAGUUAUCGCCGAAAAAUGCCGAAUUCGACGUUGACGGCGAUUCACGGCAAAAUACGAGUAAGUCGACUGAAGAUCUAAUAACGUUUUGAUUCUAUGCCUGGCUGGUAAAUAUCCCACCUAGUAAAAUAGUAAGCCCUUGCCAACGAUUGAACUCGUACAUUUCCUUAUAUAUAAAUAGAACUUAUCUGCGAACGUCUCUCUGACAUUGAGAAAAUGUGAUAUUAUAUAGCAAGUAAUAUGUAGCAUCGAAGUAGAUAGUUUAGGUUUAUUGCAACAAACCAAAAUGAAUAAGACACAGUAGGUACUUGUUAAAUAUAUUAUUUGCGAAGUUAGGAACAAACGAAAUUUCAUUGAACUUAAUGCAAUAAACAGUUAUGAUUAUAAUUAAGCUCAAUAUUAGUCAAAUUAUUUUUGCAUUAAUGUUUAUUUUCAUAAGUGUUCCAUGGGAAUUUAUAAAAAAAAACAUGGUAUAUGAAAUGACAGAGAUCCGCCAUUUUAUAUAAUAUACUAGCGACCCGCCCCGGCUUCGCACGGGUGCAAUGCUGACUAUUUAAUGGAUGUUAUUAUUAUACAUAUAAACCUUCCUCUUGAAUCACUCUAUCUAUUAAAAAAAACCGCAUCAAAAUCCGUUGCGUAGUUUUAAAGAUUUAAGCACACAUAGGGACAGAGAAAGCGACUUUGUUUUAUACUAUGUAGUGGUAAAUUGACUGGUACUUGGAAGAAUUGGUAGAGCCGAAAUUAUUUUAUCCUCUGAUAUUAUAAAAAGAAAGUAUAUUCCCCUUAUUGGGGUCAAAUUACAGUUUCAAUUAUCUCAAGUAUGUCUCGAAUCCAAAGAGUUACAAAUUCGAUCGCCUGAUUUGCGAAAUAAAACUAAGAUUUCACCGGUUUUGUAAUUUUAAAUUCGAUUAGGACUUGGUUAUUUUUUUAAACAUAGUAAUUAUUGAGCCUUAGAAUGCUAAAUGCAGAAUGCAUUGGUGGAUGCGGGUAGAAGGAAUAGUAUGUUGACAUUAUACAUACAUACAUAUAAAGUGGUAUUUCGAUAUUUUUGCGAAACAUAUUGAAGUCGUUUAUCAUCCGAAGGGUAUAUUUCAAGUAAAAUGUAAUUGCCAAUACUAAAGGUAUUUACCUAUCGCAAAUUUGUUAUUAAAGUGUCUUAUCGGCGUAAUUAAAAAAAUAUCGACUCUCGGUUGAAUAAAUCGGCACAUUGCAGUUAUAUUUUAGAGUUUGGAACAUAAUAACAUGAUGCCUAGUAAGUCAUCAGUAAUUAAAUUUCAAUAAUAAGUUACAUGAACGUGACCAAAAUUUAGAAUAAUAUCAGUAAAUAUGGACCCAAUACAAAUGAGUUUUCCUGAUAGUAGAAUGAUAAUUUUAGAUGUUAAUUUAGAUCCAUGUUUGCAUUUUAUACCUUACCUAGCUCAUUAUAAGUAGUAGAAUAUCGCUUUUCACAUAGUCAUUACUUACUACACAUCAUUUCUCAAAAUUUUCAUAUCACUGAAAAGGGAUGUUCUUCUACAGUUUGGUUGCAUUGUAGAGAUUAUUAUAGUAAAAUUAUAUAGUUAUAAUAUUAAAUUUAAAAUCAAAUAUCACAAUAUACCGUUUAAUUUAAUUCUUAAGGUGAUUCGCCGUCUCUCCUAGCCCAUGUGGAGUACUAUAUAGGUAAUGUAUUCACAUAAGAGGAGCAGACCUAUCAGUGUGGCAUAUAUCAUAAUUAUUCUCAUUUUUAAUAACUUAAAAAAAAAUCGCGAUAAUCGAAUUUUUAAUUUUGAGCAAAUGUUUAUUUACAAUAAAUUCUUCGGGAACUAUGAGCAGGAAAUUGAGAGGAGGUAUCAGAGAUUUUUUUUUCCUUUGGUCCCACCUACUCUCAAAAACCAUUUGCCAAAAAAAGGCAAAAUUUUAGUAAGUGAUCAUAAUAUUCUACGUGGACUUCAUUACGGGGCCUGUUCUGCACUUGUGUUAUUGUGUGGAACACGGUUGAAUAUAUUUUGAAAUGAUGUAGGUCAAUCUAACUAAUUCUAAAUGGUUUUGAUAGAAAUUUGUACAGAACAAUUUUCAUACCUGACGCACGUAAGAAAGUCAUAGAUAUAAGUAUUAUUAUGUAAUUAUAAUUUGUAUCCAAAUAUAUAUUUUUAUAUUACCGAUUACGGAAUACCAUAAUGUUUUAUACUUAACAAAGAAAAAUGUUAAUAAAAAUGCCUAUAUAAGUAACACAUUGGCCAUGAAAAAUAUGUAAAUAUUUUUGUUUAUUUUAGGACUAUUAUUUGGUAUUUUCAUAAUAACAAAUGAAUGUCCCGUCCAAAAGCUGUUUCAUAGUUCUUACGUACAUACAUAUAUUGUGCAUUAGUAGUCGAUUUUAGCCAGUUGCGUGGUUUCAUUAUAAUAUUAACAGCACUAUAUGCAUACACUGUUUAUUUUCGUGAAAAUUUUAAAAGUUUUGCUUGGUUCUUAAAAUAAUUGUAAUCUGUAUCCAUGGAAUAAAAUUUCUAUGUAAGAAAUGAAGAAAAUUAAAACUGCUAUUAUGGG
Manduca sexta (tobacco hornworm) is the source of this 3633-nucleotide messenger RNA. RefSeq lists its product as uncharacterized. NCBI's taxonomy places the organism in Eukaryota, Metazoa, Arthropoda, Insecta, Lepidoptera, Sphingidae. Bases 180 to 1202 code for a protein of 340 amino acids. Gene Ontology annotation, cellular component: trans-Golgi network; recycling endosome; early endosome. The transcript has 4 exons. The record is from RefSeq and is a predicted model, not a curated record. Gene Ontology annotation, biological process: endosome organization; receptor recycling; retrograde transport, endosome to Golgi.